Molecule: messenger RNA, 1360 nt
Organism: Bombus huntii
Lineage: Eukaryota; Metazoa; Arthropoda; Insecta; Hymenoptera; Apidae
Gene: mts
Product: serine/threonine-protein phosphatase 2A catalytic subunit alpha isoform
Exons: 6
Coding region: 153-1082 (309 amino acids)
Biological process (GO): mitotic cell cycle; peptidyl-serine dephosphorylation
Cellular component (GO): cytosol
Molecular function (GO): protein serine/threonine phosphatase activity
Source: RefSeq, a predicted model, not a curated record
AUUUUGUGAGUGUGUGCUGGAUCGGGAUAUUUGUGUUAAGAAGCUUUUCCAGUAAAACCGAAUGAUUUAGUUUACGGGACGGACUCGCUUUACUUUUAUUACAUGUGCUAAGAGUGCGGGCUAUCCGUAGACUUCAUACGUAGAUUUGUACGAUGGAGGAAAAGGCGUCGUUGAAGGAACUCGAUCAGUGGAUAGAACAAUUAAAUAACUGCCAACAACUAACAGAAAGCCAAGUAAAAUCUCUGUGCGAGAAGGCAAAAGAAAUUUUAGCUAAAGAAUCUAACGUACAAGAAGUAAAAUGUCCUGUAACGGUAUGUGGAGAUGUACAUGGACAAUUCCAUGAUUUAAUGGAAUUGUUCAGAAUAGGAGGCAAGUCUCCAGAUACAAAUUACCUUUUUAUGGGUGACUAUGUAGACCGUGGUUAUUAUUCUGUUGAAACUGUUACCUUACUUGUUGCGCUCAAGGUCAGAUAUAGAGAAAGAAUAACUAUUUUAAGAGGUAAUCAUGAAUCAAGGCAAAUCACACAGGUAUAUGGGUUUUAUGACGAAUGUUUACGUAAAUAUGGCAAUGCCAAUGUAUGGAAGUUCUUCACGGAUCUAUUUGAUUAUUUACCAUUAACUGCUCUGGUAGAUGGUCAAAUAUUUUGUUUACAUGGUGGUUUAUCACCUUCGAUCGAUACUUUAGAUCAUAUACGUGCUCUAGACCGUCUUCAAGAAGUACCACACGAAGGACCCAUGUGUGAUCUUUUGUGGUCAGAUCCAGAUGACAGAGGAGGAUGGGGUAUUUCUCCUCGAGGAGCAGGGUAUACUUUCGGACAAGAUAUUUCAGAAACUUUUAAUCAUUCUAAUGGCCUGACAUUAGUAUCACGAGCACAUCAAUUAGUUAUGGAGGGUUAUAAUUGGUGUCAUGAUCGUAAUGUUGUAACAAUAUUCUCAGCUCCCAAUUACUGCUAUCGUUGUGGAAAUCAAGCUGCAAUUAUGGAAUUAGAUGACGCUUUAAAAUAUUCAUUCCUUCAAUUUGAUCCAGCUCCAAGGCGCGGUGAGCCGCAUGUUACUAGGCGGACACCAGAUUAUUUCUUGUAAACAAUCAAAACCCCUGAGUUAUCUAUUAAGGUAGGGGUACAGAAAUGAUUCAGGCUUCAUAGCAAUGCCACUGAACAUAAUUUAUGAUAGAACAUCAAUAAAGUGUGAGGUUGCAGCUAUCCUUACACAUUACAUUAUAGUCUCAAGUAUUAUAUCAUGACUCUUUGUGGUGUCUUGUUGAGAGAUGGCACACAACCGAGUAUUUUGCGCGUGUCCCACACCAUUCAUGUAGACACAACAUUAAAUGUAUACAAAUAGAAAAAAAAAACAAACAAUAA